Molecule: messenger RNA, 5546 nt
Organism: Diabrotica virgifera virgifera (western corn rootworm)
Lineage: Eukaryota; Metazoa; Arthropoda; Insecta; Coleoptera; Chrysomelidae
Product: anoctamin-8
Exons: 19
Coding region: 380-3412 (1010 amino acids)
Biological process (GO): chloride transmembrane transport
Cellular component (GO): plasma membrane
Molecular function (GO): chloride channel activity
Source: RefSeq, a predicted model, not a curated record
AUACAGACAUAUAAAUGCAACAUUUUAGUUCGCUAAAUAUUAGGGUAGUAUGAUUUAUAUUUAUAUACAUAUGUAUAAAUUUACUCUAAAUUUUUACUAAGAAAAAACAUUUCCAAUCGCUUUUUGAAUUUCCCGAUUUCCCGAAUAUCCAUACUUUUUGACAUAUAUGUCAGAUUUGACUUUGACAGUGACAGUAAACAUUUUCCUUUUCGAUUAUUUGGGAAAAGCGACGAAGACGGAAAUUUUCUUUGAUUGUUGAGUGAAAAAGGUCAAUAUCUUCCAAAAGAAGUCGGCCACUGUGCUUAGAGCAGUUAUCUAAUCGUUUUUAUUGAUUAAUGGUUAUUAUUCGUUAUAUUAUUGUUGAUAAGGUUUGUUUAGAAUGUCAAGUAAGGAGGAUUUAGUUAAUCAAGAGCCGGAAAAUGAGAUUCUAAACGCUGGAGGUUUACGCCGAAGAAAUUUUGUUACGUCUGCUCAGGAGAAAAUUGAACAAGCUUCUCAACUUAUUAGAAGAAAAAUACCGUAUUCAGGCCAUUUUUUGGCACCUAAACGAUUGUGGUUGAAAAGGGUUUCUACGCCAAAUUGUGAUGUUGUUAUUACCUUUCCGCCAGAAACUAAGGACUCCUUACUGCUGUGGUUAUUGUCGAAAUUAAGACAGUCUCCAGGAUUAACAGUUCAUGUGCGACAUCACACUUCUACUAGAUCUAGUGCUUUCUAUGUUACCGCGCCAUUUACAGUACUUCUUAGAGCCGCUGAAGAAUACCAUCUACCAAAAGCACUUAAGGAAGAUAAAGGUGGAGGCCUCAAAGAAUUUUUUGUACAGGAUUAUAUUUCUUACGAAAAUGCCGAAGACGAAAAACUUUUCUUUACGACUGAAGAAAGACAGUGGCUGGUUUUGCACAUUCUGGAAAGCAUUCGAGCGAAAUCUUCCGAUGUAGAUGUGAUUCCAGAAUUCCCUCUUAUAGAGGGCCAACCCAUAAUUCCCAAAUGUCUUACAACAGGGAUGAUAUCUCAAGUCUUUCCUUUGCACGAUCCACCUGCCUUAGAAAAACUGCAAAAUUGUUGGGUGCGGGACGUUUUUAACAAACAACCUCUAGAUGAAAUUACUGACUAUUUCGGAGUUAAAAUUGGAAUGUAUUUUGCAUGGUUAGGACACUAUACAACCGCUCUUAGUAUACCUGCGAUAUUCGGUUUUAUAUUUUGGUUAUGCUGUAAUGGAAAACAUCAAACUUUGGAAGACGUAGGUUACGUAAUGUUUUCAAUAUUUAACGUCGUAUGGGUUACCACAUAUCUGCAAGCUUGGAAACGUUACUCAGCCGAGUUAGCGUUCCGUUGGGGUACUCUGGAUCAACGGGAUAAUCUUCUAGCAGAACCCAGACCAUUAUUUAGGCUGCCUCGACAUGUUAUAAUUUGUUCUCAGGGUCCAUUAGAAACUAGUCCGGUGACCAAGAGGCUGGAACCUUACCAUCCGCCAUGGAAGAGACACGUCUUUCGAUAUUUCGUGUCAGUACCUAUUAUCACAGUCUGCUUGAUUGCAGUAUUUUGUAUUAUGAUUGUUUCGCUGCAAAUUCAAGACUACUGGGACAGUUUUCUUCGGAAUCACGGGUUGCCACAUUGUUUCGGGUAUUUACCAAAAAUAAUGUUGGCUGUUAUUAUUUCCCUAAUGGACGAAGCCUACUUUAAAAUUGCUAUCUGGUUAAACGAUAAAGAAAAUUACCGACUUGAGACAAAAUACGAAAACCAUCUCAUUGGAAAAGUUGCUCUGUUCCAAUUCGUGAAUUCAUUUCUAUCGUUGUUUUAUAUCGCUUUUUAUCUACAAGACCAAGCUAGACUUAAAGAGCAAUUGGCUGCAUUGUUGAUUGCUCGCCAAGUGAUAGGAAACCUUAAAGAGUCAGCUUUGCCGUAUAUGCUGGAACACAUGCGAUUGGCUAAACUCAGCUUCGAUAUGUGGGGAGCCUUGAGCCCCCUGGGCAAUAAGUCGCCACCCGGAACCGCAGAAACUCCCGAAACUCAAAGCAACGAAACAAAAGACGAUAAUUCUGAACUGAAUACAAAGAGGACAAUGAGCCAAGCUGAAUUAGAAAGUACUCUAUAUAAGUAUGAUGGAACGUUUGCUGAUCAUUUAGAAAUGACGAUACAGUUGGGAUAUGUAAUUUUAUUUUCUUCAGCUUUUCCUCCAGCUGCGUUGUGUGCGAUGCUUAAUAAUUUAAUAGAAAUUAGGAGCGACGCCUUCAAACUUGCAUACGUUUGUCAACGACCAUUCGGUCAAAGAGUGCCUAACAUUGGAACAUGGCAGAAUUGUAUGGAGCACAUGAGCAUUAUGGCUGUGUUGGUCAAUUGCGCCCUGAUUGGCCUUUCGGGACAAGUACAUCGAAUGUUUUCAGACAUGACAGCCACACAAACUAUAUUAUUAAUCGUAGCAUUAGAGCACAUAAUGUUAGUUAUAAGGUUCAUUAUAACUUGCGCCAUUCCGGAUAUUCCUGGAUGGUUAGCCACGGAAAUGGCUAAGAUAGAAUGGGCUCGAAGAGAGGCCAGCAGGAUGUCAAAUAAUACUCCAUCUCCAGAAGAAAAUACUUCAAAGCUGAUAGGAAGAUUUUCCGUUUCUCCUAGCCACACUGUAUCCCACGCACCAGAAAGCUUAAAGAAAUCUAUGGAGAAACUACGACAGCACGAUUUAGAGUUAUCCAAAGAGACAACACCAGUUCCCACUCCGACAACUCCAGGUGCUUCCUCGUCGAACACUUCUUCAGGACACAGCCACAGAAAUACAGGAGGAAUUACCAUAGAUAGUAUACCGGAAAUACCUCCAUUUAGACCUAGAAAAUCGAAGGAAUGGACACCUCCACCAGUUGAGGCCGAUUCCAUGCACCAUUUAACCAUUGGUCCUGGAGGAGUUGAAUGGGCUCGAAGAUUAAAAGAAGACUCAGAAAUACAUCGAAGUACCGAUUGCAUUGCUCCAAAAGACGCGUCUAGUUCAGAUUCAGAUCUACUAAAAAGUAGCCCAUUAUGGCCUCCAAGGCCAAGAUCGCCACCCCAAAUACCUGCAAGAGCACGCCCUUUGGUCCCUCAAGACCCAUCGCUUAGUGAUAGUGCUAAAAGCGUUUCCAGCCAGGAGACUCCAGAAGAGGCUGCAGCUAAAGCUGCGGCAGAGGAGUUAGCGGCUAAGAAGACUAGAGUGAAACAGAGCCUUAUGAAACGCGCAAGAUCGGUGGCCAUAUUCUCCCUAAAAUUAAAAGAACGCCGAGCAAGGGAAGCUCAAGAAAAGGGUUUGAAGCCUCCCGUUACGCCAACUGCCCCUCUUCCACCACCCCAACAAGGAGGCGAGUUAGCUUGUAUACCUAUUGAAAAGCUUAUCCAACUUGACGAUUUGAAACGUCUACCGAAACCUUCUAACAGCCAACCAGGUGCUUUGUAGCAACAUUCUCCGAACUGACAUCGAUAAGUAAGACAUAAGGUCAUUUUUCAGUCUUCAAAUUUUGUAAUAAGUGAAGAACAUGAGUCUGAGAUAUACUUUUUAAAAAUUAUUGUAAUUUUUUUUCGAUGUAAGUAUCUCCUACUAUUAAUUAAGUUAUUUUAUUGUUUAUGUUAUUCUACCUCUGACUAUCAGAUAGUUAGAUGAUCUGUUGUUUUUGUAAUUAAUACGUACAUGUAUGUUGAAGGUAAAGGGUAUUUUUAUAUAAAAAAACAUUGUUAAAUAUAGGAAUUGUAGAGAAUUAUUGUCUUUUGGUGUAUAGCAAAGGUAUAAAUAAGCAAACUAUUUAUGUUGAACAAUGAAUGUUUGCCUAAAUGAUGGUAUAUGUGAUGCUAUGUUAAUAAAUUAGCUCAAUAUUGCAAAAAUCAAUCAAAAAUAUUUUUCAGUAGAAAAAAUAUCAACGAGAACUUUGAAUCGACCAGCAAUCGAUUAUAGAAUCGAAGGAUAUAAAAUGAAUCGAAUAUCAUCGAGAACUUAGAACAAUUGAGUAAAUUGUUUCUAGAGAUAUCAACUAAUGAAAUGAAAUUUGAGAAUAAAAGUUUUUGUGCAAUGUUUCGAUAUGUAUAGGCUGUGCAUUAGGAGCCUAAAAGUUAAUUAUUCCAAAAAGAUAUGACAAUUAAAAACCAAAACUGAUGACUCACUUUCUGUAUCAUGCAUUCUUUGUCGUUCUUCUUUAACUGCAAUCCUAAGAAAAGUGCACAAAAAAAGAAAAAUGUCUACAUUUCAAAGUGCUUAAGAGCAAACAGUAGCGGUCAACAGGUAGCAACAAGCGCGUUCCAAGAUUGCGGCUCUAAUUUUGAAUAUUUUGUCGAGAUAUUUGGCACACAUAUUCAUAAUAUAAUAAAAAAUUGCGGUACAGAGCCCAAUUUCAGAAAUAUUUUAGUAUGUGGAAAUUACUCUAUAACUAAAUAAAAUAUUGAAAAAAGGAGCCUGUACCGCCACUAAGAAGAACAAAAAAAUAAACUUUCUUCAAAUAAACUUUUUUAUCCCGUGCCUAGAUUUUGUGUCACAUUGGAACUACUAAAAAUCGAUUUUUUUAUAACAAGAAAUCGAACGUCACUGACUUGGCAACAUUUCGCGCCUAUGCGUAUAAAAAUUAUUGUUUUUGAUAGUAUAAACGUCACUGAGAGUGUCGAAUUACCGACGCACUGUUGCCUCACUUUUGAAAGUUCGCAGAACUUUCGCAAUCUUGGGCCCCGUUUGUUGCUACCUGUUGAUCGCUACUGUGUGCUCUUAAGACAUUUCUUUUUACACAUAUUUGUAUAUGAGUGGCCGUAUAACGACUGUGGCCAUUAUCUAAGUAAAAUAAAUAAUAUUGUAUGUUAAUUUAAUCAACUAUAACUCUUUAAAAUUGUAGUCUUUCCGCUGUAGGACCACUAUUAGAUCUAUAAAUCGGCCCUCUAUUUGACAGCUUGACAGUGUUGCCACAACGUACGACGGCCUGUUCAAAUAUGGUCCAUAUUUUAGGCCAUGGUUUAGGCGUAUCACGCAUUUUGCUAGUGAACUAAUCUGAAAAAGUGUAUAACAUAGAAAUAUUUGCAAAUAUGGAUAAAUUCUUCUUUAGAAAAAUAAAUAAACAAGGCUUGUCAAAACUUAUUUGAUUGCUCUUUUCAGUAAAUCAUAGAUUUUGUUUUUAAUAUUUUCUUUCUCAAGUUUUCUUGCUUGCCAUUUAGUUGUAUGAGCACAUCUUAGGGGUCGCGUCACAUAGAUGUAGAAUAUAUUAUAACGCUUAAUUAUAUUAUUUUUGUUUGAUUAGUAAUCUUAGUAUCUUAGUAAAGGUCUUUCUUUUUAAAAAUGAAUAACCAUUUUCAAUUUCGUUGCAAAACGAAAAUACAGCCGAACCAUAUUCUAGUCCAAUCAGAGAGUGCAGCAAACACCUCUACCGGUUUCGAAACUUAUUAGUCUCUCAUCAGGAGGCACAUAUGCUGCUCUCCCUGAUCCAACCAAAACAAACCCCAGCGUGCAGUCCCGGAUUGCAACGAACGAAAUGGCAUAGAUGCCCUAGCGGCAACUGCUAUCAAAAAAGCCUAAGUUUUCACUCUAAUGGCAUAUAAAACAACAUAAUGCUAUCCUACAU